Molecule: messenger RNA, 980 nt
Organism: Xenopus tropicalis (tropical clawed frog)
Lineage: Eukaryota; Metazoa; Chordata; Amphibia; Anura; Pipidae
Product: E3 ubiquitin/ISG15 ligase TRIM25-like
Exons: 1
Molecular function (GO): zinc ion binding
Source: RefSeq, a predicted model, not a curated record
GAGAGAGGAAAGUUCAGUUUCAUUUCUUGUUCCUGAUUUCAGCGAUGGCGGCUGCUGAUCUGAGAGACGAGCUGAGCUGCUCCAUCUGCCUGAGCAUUUAUACUGAUCCGGUAUCCCUGCCCUGUGGCCAUAACUUCUGCCGGGGCUGCACUAGGAGAACAUGGGACAUCCAGGAGGACACUUUCCUUGAAAAUCCUUCUUGCCCUGAAUGCAGACAGAGAUUUAAAAAGAGACCUGAACUGGCAACAGCCUGGAAGCUGCGUGGCAUGGUGGAGCGGUUCUGUCCGACUGAGACAGAGCCGGGGGAGACUGGGAUCUUCUGCACUUACUGUCUCCUCUCUCCUGUACCUGCUGCUAAAUCCUGUCUCCUGUGUGAGGCUUCUCUGUGUGAUACCCACCUGAGGGGGCACUGCCAGUCAGCAGAACAUGUACUCACUGAGCCCACUUCUUCCUUUAUGGGGAGAAAAUGUUCUGUACAUCACAAGGUUCUGGAGUAUCACUGCUGUGAGGACUCUGCCUGUAUCUGUGCGUCCUGCUGCCUGGCCGGGGGGCACCGGGGCCACAGGGUGGAGCUGCUGAGUGAGGCCUCUGAGAAGAAGAAAGAGAAACUGAGGAAAGUUCUGGAGAAACUGAGCCCAGAGAGAGAGGAGACUGAGAGAGGAGCCCAGAGGCUGCAGGAGCGCAGGAGAGAAGUGGCAGAAGUGGCAGCCGGUGAGACAGAGAGAGUCACUGCCCUGUUUAGGGGCAUCAGGGAAGAGCUGGAAGCCCUAGAGAAGCGACUCCUGAGUGACAUCUCCAGGCAGAAAGAGGAGCUCUCACUCACACUCACUGAGCUGAUCCAACAGCUGGAAAUAAAGAAGGACGAGCUGUCCAGGAAGAUCCGUCACAUUGAGGAGCUGUGCAACAUGGCAGAUCCACUCACUGUCCUACAGGAACAAUGGGAAUCCCAUGGAGCUGCCUUUUGUGGGGCUGAGGGGGCA